Messenger RNA from Propithecus coquereli (Coquerel's sifaka), 1835 nucleotides. RefSeq names its product biogenesis of lysosomal organelles complex-1, subunit 3 (gene BLOC1S3). The record is from RefSeq and is a predicted model, not a curated record. Lineage: Eukaryota; Metazoa; Chordata; Mammalia; Primates; Indriidae. The coding region runs from base 67 to 669 and encodes 200 amino acids. Gene Ontology annotation, cellular component: BLOC-1 complex. The transcript is spliced from 2 exons.
AGACGCCGCACUUCGCCUGGGUAGCGGAUCCAGCGGGCUCGGAGCUUCGGUGACCCGCUCGGUUCCAUGGCGUCUCAGGGUCGUCGUCGGAGGCCGCCGCGGAGGCCAGAGACUAUGGUGCCGGGGGAGGCGGCCGAGACGGAUUCGGAGCUCUCUGCGUCCUCGUCGGAGGAGGAGGAGCUGUACCUGGGGCCUUCGGGCCCGACGCGCGGCCGCCCCACAGGGUUGCGGGUGGCUGGGGAGGCCGCAGAAACCGACUCGGACCCCGACCCGGAGCCGACUGCGGCGCCGAGGGACCUGCCUCCGCUCGUGGUGCAGCGGGAGUCGGCGGGGGAGGCCUGGGCCGCGGAGGAGACCCCGGCACCCGCCCCUGCGCGCUCGCUGCUGCAGCUCCGGCUGGCUGAGAGCCAGGCAAGGCUGGACCACGACGUGGCGGCUGCGGUGAGCGGCGUGUACCGCCGUGCGGGCCGCGAUGUGGCUGCCCUGGCUAGUAGGCUGGCUGCCGCCCAGGCCGCGGGGUUGGCGGCGGCUCAUAGUGUGCGCCUGGCUCGAGGGGACCUCUGCGCGCUGGCCGAGCGCCUAGACAUCGUGGCUGGCUGCCGCCUGCUGCCGGACAUCCGCGGCGUGCCUGGGACGGAGCCUGAGCAAGACCCGGGGCCGCGGGCCUAGCGAUGACUCUACUCCCCCACUUGACUCUGCCACUUGGGAGUAGGUCUUGCCCCCCUUGGGACCUGGCUCUGUCACCCCAGUCUUUAUCUUGCUGUCUUCCGUGGAGCUAACCCCACGGCCCUGGAUAAUACUGUGUGUUGGGUAUAGUUCGUCCUCUGCCGUGGAGACCAGCUCUCCACUACCCUCAGAUGUGGUUCCCCUAGGGGGUCCUGACCCUGGACAUGGCACUGGGGCCUGCCUCUGACCCCUGAUUCUGAGUCUGCUCCUGAGGCGCGGCUCCAGCCCCUGGCAAGUAGUUGCUCCUCCGUCUGCGUCCGCCCUGGACUCACGGGCACCUUUCCUCGCGCUCUGCUUUUCCGAGUUUGGUUUUUGCUCACACUGCUUGUCCUGGUUUUUCCCACGGGACCCGCAGGAUCUGGCACGGAUUCCCUGCCAUCUUCCUGCACUCACUUGCAUACGCCUCUGGUCCUAGCUGCAUUUCCAGAAUUUUCUCCUCUAGGCAGAGUCCUUUUUCGGAUCCCCUGGUUCUGUCUCCUGGUUCUAGUUCUUCUUCUGCUUCUGCUAACUCCUCCUCCUCAGGCUUAGCUCCCUGCCCUCAGCCUGGUCCUGUUUCCUGAGUUCAGCUGUACCCUUAGGGUAGGUUUUGCUCCUUUUCCCUUUCCCAUCCUGCUCAUACUACCUGCCUGAUUGCGGGCUCCGUGACUCCCUGUGGUUUCCUUCCUCAGGCCCAAAGGAUGCCCCCUCCUGACCCAAGGGGGUCCUCCAGACCCUCCAGGCCAAGAAGGUGCUCCCUCUCAAUUUUCUAGGCCAAGGUGGCACGCCUCCUGACUCCCCAGACGUAAAGUGACACCCUUCAAGGCACUUAGGGCCCAAUUCAGCCCCACCCUGGUGCUCCAGCACAAGCUAACACCACUUAGCAGAUAAGAAGGACGUGCUCCGAUUUCACGGUCUUGGCUGCUGGAUGCUGAAAGAACUGGCGUUUCUGACUCGACUGAGGGGCUGAGGUUAGCAGCCUCUCUGCUCCUUCUCACCUGCUCCCUCCUGUGCUCCCAGUUGUAGUCCCUCAGCCGUGUCCUUAUUCACUGUCCUCUCCCAGCCUUGUACCAUGCCCCCCUUCUCCCAACCUGAAGCUGACCCCUGAGCCUGCAGGAUGGAGAAGUGGGGAG